UCGGGAGGGUGGGCGUCAUGGCGGCUUCUGGGCCGCUCCCGGUGACCCAGGACCUGUCCACGUUGCGUGCCAAGUUGCAGGGGCUGCUGCGGUUCCUGACGGAAGCCCUGUCCAUUUCCAGUGCACAUACAGUGGACUUCUACACGGAGUCCGUGUGGCAGCAAGUGGUCGACUUGCCCCCGGAGACGGUGCUGGCGGCGCUGAGAUCGCCAGCGGAGGCGGAGGCCCAGCCCUCGGAGGCGCGCCUCCAGGUGGAAGCCGAGAGUGGAUCAGAUAUUACUUAUUUUCCAAAAAUAUUUUGUGAAACUUCCCAGAAGCUGGUGAGUGUUGAAGGCUUCGCUCUGGCUGCUAAAUAUUAUUCUGUACAAAACUUGGGAAUAUGUACUCCUUUUGAACAGUUGCUUGUAGCCCUUCGUGGAAAUCAAAAACAGAGAACUGAUGAAAAUGUGAAGCCAGAUGAGUUUAUGAAUUUGAAAAAAUCUCAUGAAGUUCAGGCAAUGUCAGAGCUCAUCAGCAGUAUUGCUGAUUACUGUGGAAUAAAGCAGAUAAUUGAUCUGGGUUCUGGAAAAGGCUACCUAAGCUCCUUUUUGUCCUUGAAGUAUGGCUUAAAAGUUUAUGGAAUUGAUUCCUCAAAUACCAAUACUCAUGGAGCUGAGGAGAGAAACAGGAAACUGAAGAAACAUUGGAAAGUCUAUCGUAGGCGGUCAAAAUUAGAUGUCAAUGGACUGGCAUUACAAAUGACAAAAGAAAGGAAAGUGCAAGAUGAAAUUAAAUUUAAAGCCAAUAUUGAGGGAGUAUGUAACAGCAGUACUGCAAAUCAAGAAAAGAUGUCGACCUCGGACUUUCUGCAAGAUUUUUCAGGCUCUGUAAUUUCUAACAUCAGAAAACAAAUGGAAAACCUACAUGUUUAUUCACAUCGAGAAGAAAAUUUGUGUUUUGAAAAUGCCUUUUCUUUUAGGGACCUUUUGCCUAUUAAUGCCAUAGAACCUACUUCUUCAUCCCAUAUACCCAAGAGAAAAAUGUCUGAAGCAAAUAAAGAGAGAAGAAAAAUGAUGUCAAAGUCAAAUGAAUCCAAUAUAUAUUCACCUUUAACAUCUUUUAUCACUGCUGAUUCAGAACUACAUGAUAUUAUUAAAGAUCUGGAGGAUUGUUUGAUGGUAGGUCUGCAUACUUGUGGUGAUCUUGCUCCAAAUACUCUACGAAUAUUUACUUCCAAGUCUGAAAUCAAGGGAGUUUGCAGUGUGGGUUGCUGCUACCACCUCUUAUCUGAAGAGUUUGAAAACCCACAUAAAGAAUGUACCCAAGAAAAGUGGGGAUUUCCAAUGUGCCACUAUUUAAAGGAAGAGAGAUGGUGCUGUGGCCGGAAUGCCAGAAUGUCAGCAUGUUUGGCACUGGAGCGCGUUGCAGUCGGCCAAGGGCUGCCUACUGAAUCACUCUUCUAUCGUGCCGUACUUCAGGAUAUUAUUAAAGAUUGUUAUGGCAUCACCAAAUGUGAUCGGCAUGUUGGUAAAAUUUAUUCCAAAUCCUCUUCCUUUCUGGAUUAUGUCAGAAAGUCUCUAAAGAAGCUUGGAUUAGAUGAGUCCAAGCUGCCAGAAGAAAUUAUAAUGGAGUAUUACGAGAAGUACAAGCCUAGAAUGAAUGAGCUGGAGGCUUUUAAUAUGUUGAAAGUUGUUCUGGCUCCUUGCAUAGAGACAUUGAUUCUUCUGGAUCGACUUUGCUACCUGAAAGAGCAGGAUGAUAUUGCGUGGUCUGCGCUUGUGAAGUUGUUUGAUCCUGUGAAAUCUCCCAGAUGUUAUGCCAUUAUUGCGCUGAAGAAGCAGCAGUGAUUUCAAUUGAAGCAAGAGACAAAUGUGAGAUUCCAGCAUCUAAUCAACAUGAGAUGAUCUGUACGGUCACACUGAGAUGAUAACAUUUCAGCAGAAAGCAAAGAAAUACAAUAUUUUAGUAGGACUUUAUACACGUGAGUCCCUGUUGCACUGUUUGUAGACUCAUCUCAUAAAACCGGCUCUUUGAGAACUCGUUUACAAGUUGAACUAAAGAGUGGUACAUCAGCAGGAGCACCGAUUCUGACAAUUACCUUCUGGGUGAGUUAAAGCACGACUCUUAAUAUCUCAGAGCCUCAUUUGUAAAGUAGGGUUUUAUUUAAUAUUUAUUUUAUAAACAUUUAUUGAAUGCCUACCAUGUGUCAGAGAUUAUGCUAGGUAGGCACUGGCAGUAUGGAGGCAAACAAGACAUGUCCCUGUCCUCAGAGUUCAGUGCGGAAGACAAUAAAAUUACUAAUUACAGUAAUUAGAACUAUAAUUACUGAACAAGACUGAGAGGAUCAGGGCAUAGGAUUCUUUAGGGUAUCUUCAAAUCAAUAGACUUAGGGGAAUGAAGGACUCAGUAAUAUUAGUACCGUAGUUUAGAUUCAUGUGAUUUAAGUUGUUUUAUGUCCUUGCCUAAGUCACUUAACUAUUCGGUGUGCCUCAGUUUUCUCAUCUGUAAAAAAUAACGUAAGAAUAGAAUUUAUUCAUAAGGUUGUUAAGAGGAUUAACGGACUAAAUAUAUGUUAUUCAAAUCCCCCAAAAUAUCUCCAGCCACCCUGUUAAUCAAGCAAAACUAAGUUUAUUAGAAUUCUCUUCAGCAAUAGAGGACUUCCCCUUGACAGUCUUGACUGUCUCUGAAGGAGGAAGUCAGGAAAGGAUAUUUAUAAGAUUUGGAAGUCUGGGCUCAAGGAGCUUAAGGCAGCUUUUUUAAGGUGGAGAACAGACUGGGAUUGGGGAAAUUUCAUGACGUAAGUUUUAUGGUUAGUAUCUACAGCAAGGUGAGGGUCUUGAACCAAGUCUUGAUAAGUAAACUGUUGCUUGAUAAGUGAACUCUCUGCCAAGGAAAGCAGAUUGUUUGUCUGAGAUAAAGUAAUAUAUGGGAAUUUCCUGAAACAAACAAGUUAUUUAUUGGUUUACAGUCUUAUCUUUCCUGGGGAAAGUUUUCGUGCAACAAACAAAUAAAUCAUGUUGAAACAGGUGGUCUCAGUUCUUAGACCCCAUAGCUCUGUCAACAUUGAUGCAGAUGGUUGCGGCUCUCCAUGUAAAGUACUUAAUUCCUGGAACAUAAUGCAUAAUAUAAAAGCAAUAGUUGUGUUUUUUAAAUGUCCUAGAGGGAGAGAAAUGGGAACUUAUUUAUAAGUUAUGACAUUGAUUUUGUAGGGAAAAAAUGUGUUCUAGAUUCUAAUCAGACAACUUACAAAUGGAUUUUUAGUGUCCCCAUUCAAAAUUUGAGGAAUUGUCCACAUUUAAAAGUGGAUUUGAUUACUGGAUGAAGAACAUUACUUUAUGCUCAGUAGUAUGUUUCACAGCAAUUUUGCUUGCUGACAUAAUCUCUCAUUUUAAGAUUAAUAUUCAUUUUUAGAUUAAUUUCUAACAGUGAUUGCUCUAUAUCUAUAGGUAUAAAUUCUGAGACUUAUGCAAAAGCCCUCCCACACUACAUGAAUCUGAUGAUUGUUCUUUAAAUGGCAUUUCUAGCUACUGUGCAUAAUAAUAAUUAUUAUUAUUACCCUCUCUAACAUACAUAGUUAUUCCAAAGUCUUUGUCAUGAGGCAUGAGGUUUCAUUUUUUCCUAGAUGGCUAUGAGCUAAAUUGACUGCUUUUUUUAAUACAUGUUUUUUUAAAUUGAGAUAUAGUUGGUUUACAUAUUAUAUAAGUUUCAGGUGUACAACAUAGUGAUUCACAAUUUUUAGAGGUUAUACUCCAUUUAUAGUUUUUAUAAAAUAUUGUCGAUAUUUCCUGUGCUGUAUAUCCUUGUAGCUUAUUUAUUUUAUACAUAGUAGUUUGUACCUCUUAAUCCCCUACCCCUAUCCUGCUCCUCCUUCCUUCCC
This is a messenger RNA of Kogia breviceps (pygmy sperm whale), 3856 nucleotides long. RefSeq names its product methyltransferase like 25 (gene METTL25). The record is from RefSeq and is a predicted model, not a curated record. NCBI's taxonomy places the organism in Eukaryota, Metazoa, Chordata, Mammalia, Artiodactyla, Physeteridae.